This is a messenger RNA of Triticum aestivum (bread wheat), 944 nucleotides long. Its product is annotated as tyrosyl-DNA phosphodiesterase 2-like. The transcript is spliced from 4 exons. The coding region runs from base 59 to 889 and encodes 276 amino acids. Gene Ontology annotation, cellular component: cytoplasm; PML body. Gene Ontology annotation, biological process: double-strand break repair. NCBI's taxonomy places the organism in Eukaryota, Viridiplantae, Streptophyta, Magnoliopsida, Poales, Poaceae. Gene Ontology annotation, molecular function: single-stranded DNA binding; 5'-tyrosyl-DNA phosphodiesterase activity. The record is from RefSeq and is a predicted model, not a curated record.
AAAGAAUCAGAACUCUGUGUGGAGAAGCCAAAUACAUUAGCUGUAUCGCCAAGGAAAAAUGGACGGCGAGAAGGGGAUCAAGUUCAUGACCUACAACGUCUGGUCCCGCGAGGACGUUGCCGUCUACACGAGGAUGAAGGCCAUCGGCGACCUUGUUCGGGAUGAUUCUCCGGACGUAAUCUUCUUCCAGGAAGUCACGCCGUACAUUCAGUCGAUCUUCGAGAGCUUCCCAUGGUGGGAGGAGUACAACAGCUCACCAGUGCCCCCCGAGGAACAAACGGGGAACCACCACUUCUGCCUGAUGCUGAGCAAGCUUCCAAUGGAGAGGUACGCGCGCUGGAAGUUCGCCACUUCCCCGACAGGCAAGUGCUACCUGGAGGCCGACAUUACCCCUCGAAAUAUGUACCCGAUACGCAUCGCCACGACCCAUCUUGAGUGCCCCGUGCCACCGGCGUCGAUGCACCUCAGGGAUCGGUACAUGCAGGCUAAGCAUGUCGUCUCCGCGCUCAGCAGCGCCGGCAACGUCGUGUUCGGCGGCGACAUGAGCUGGGACGACGACGCCGACCUGCCAUUCCCCCUCCCCGAAGGCUGGGGCGACGCCUGGGUGAAGCUGGGACGUUCGACUGCUUUGAGUCAUAGUUGGACCUACAGUAGUUUCUGGGUGGAGAAGCCCCGGGAGUUCAAUGGCCACAAAUUCCCUAGCUACUCCGGCAAGCGGUCUGACCGAUUUGUGUGCAAGCUACAGGACUACACAGUGAAAACUAUCGGGCGGAUCGGGGGAGAUAAUCUUGGGAUUUAUUGUACGAAGGACAGCGUAGAAUCCUUGCCGAUUAUGCCUAGUUGUCACCGCGGGUUGGUUCUGACCAUCGUCCCAAAUGAGCUUUUGUGACUGCAUAAUUAUCUUCCAGAAUCCUGAAAAUAAAAGUGCACUAUGUUCUCUUGAC